Messenger RNA from Lactuca sativa (garden lettuce), 1215 nucleotides. The record is from RefSeq and is a predicted model, not a curated record. NCBI's taxonomy places the organism in Eukaryota, Viridiplantae, Streptophyta, Magnoliopsida, Asterales, Asteraceae.
AUGGGCAAUGGACAAGUACCAUGUUCCCAUUGUGGCAACAUCUCCACUCUCCUUUAUUGGCACUUUCCACACUACGAAGAUAUUGUGACGGAUCCUUCCAAGUUUCAGUUCGUUGGCUCAAUUCCUGAGUCAAUGUAUGCAUGUGUACCAGGGGCGAGUCGCAUCAUCAAAACCUACAAGGAGUUUCUUCCUUCGGGUCCCAGAGAGCUCACUCCAGAUAUGAUUCAGUCUAUCCAUGAAGCUGACAAGCCUGCUCCCAGGGGCAAGAAACCAGACAAGAAGGUGGUCAAAGGGGCGAAAGGCCCUUCUCCUAAGAAGCGAAAACCUACGAAGGCAGCCCAAUCACCUCCACCAAAGAAGAGGAAAAACCAGCCCAGUCGGAAACUCAUUCUUGCCUCUUCCUCCAGUGAAUCAGAGGAUGAGGGUUCAGACUCAGAGGAGUCGUUUCGUGGUGACACUCCUCCUCGCUCGCCUUCACCUGAGCACAUCAAGGAACUUAACAAGAAACUUGAUAAUUUCAUCGCUUCCUCCUCCUCCUCUCGGUCCAAUAUCUCAGAGGUUGCUAUUCAGGGGUUAAUUGAUUCUUUCACCAAGGCGCAUGAAGCCUCUAUCAACUCCGCCACUGCGGCUGUAGAAGCAUCUACAAAGGCUUGUGCUGCUACGACCAAAAAAGUCGAAAAACUAUUUCACGAUGCUAACAAUCUGUUACAGUCUUUACAGGGGACCGCUAAAUCCUAUGCAGCGAAGGUCGAUUCUGUUGUCGAGAAGUUGGCUACUUCAUUCACAUCAGAACAACAAUCCUUUGCGAGUCUUCAUCAAUCUCUUGAAGCUGACAAUAAAUCCUUCCAGACGACUGUUGAGGAGCGCUUGACCAAACUCCAAGAAGAUCUCGUUUCGGAGAACUCAGUGAUGGAUGCGCUUGCUCGUAAAACCACUGCUCUCAAGGUUAAGAGUCUUCAUCUUUCCCAAUCAGAAAAGGAGGUUGCGUCUCUCCGUUCUAAGCGAGCGGUCAUUUCCACUUGUGUUUCGGAUGUCCACGCCGCCCUCUCCAACAUUAUUGAAGCACACGACCCUAUUUUGAACUACUCCUAUGGUGGUUACGAGUCGUUUCGUUACUGGAUCCGGAAUGGGAUUAGGGCAGGGCGAUUAGGAGGCCCCAAUAACGCCCGAGGUUAUCGGCCAAGAUGGGCCAAUGUUGAUAGAGGAUCGUGUUAG